This is a messenger RNA of Trypanosoma conorhini, 2709 nucleotides long. RefSeq lists its product as uncharacterized. The coding region runs from base 1 to 2709 and encodes 902 amino acids. The transcript has a single exon. The record is from RefSeq and is a predicted model, not a curated record. Lineage: Eukaryota; Euglenozoa; Kinetoplastea; Trypanosomatida; Trypanosomatidae.
AUGACGAUCCUUUCGAGACCCACUCCCUCCCGCUCGCACCGUUCAUGGAAAGUUACCGUUGGCAGCCUUGAAGAGCGCCUCUGCGUUCAGCAACGCACAGAGGAGGGGCUCAAGAAAAAUAAACGACUUGCACAUCGUCUCUUUUACCGCGGCACGGAUCUUGCGCAGUUCCGCAUUAUUUACUCCUCUAACCCGCUGGACUACGCGGCAGACGCGGCGAGGCAACAUGCGGCCCAAAAGGAAGCAAAUACAUCUCCACGGGUGGUGCUGGCUGUCGCUGACGACCCCCAAGAGAUUAUGCGCGACUGGGAAACACUUGCGUUUCUCUGGAAGAAGCGCGCCGCGUUGAACACGAGCGACUUGCUGACGGCGGACAGCUGGAACAGACUGCGCGGUUGCAUCGCGGAUGUUCCUGUGCCGGCUGGCGCGCCAACGGUGGGCAUAGGGCCCAAAGCAGACGCUGAGCGUGGGAUGCUAAGAGGAGGAAGUUGUUGCUUUCCCUCUUCUUCUUCCCCCUCCAGAGCGUCAGCGGAGGAGGAGGUGUCAAGUCGGGAGCCACGGAGGCAAGAAGAAGCGAAGUUGGAUGCCUAUGACGUCUUCCUUACUCGUUUCAUGCGUUUAUGGCAUUGGCGUUACCCCUCGGGUACGUUCCUCUAUCUGCUUCUCCUGGCUCUUGCUUCGAGGUGCGGCACGAUGCAGUUCCCGGUUUUUUGUAUUAUGACGCUCCUGGCCGGACUUACGUAUCCCCUUGGAGCAAUGACCGACGAGGAGCUAGCGGAGGGUGGGCAAAUGCUUUCUCGGUUAGAAACGCUCCUCGGUUGGCGCAGCCCGCGGCAGGUGGUGACCGCGCUGAUCACCCUUGUCGUGGUGGAACACGUGGUGGAGCUUCUCUUUCCACAGUGGCGUUUCCUGGAUGCGCUGGAGCGUGUCUUGCUGCCCUUGCUGGCCGCAUCGCUUCUGUACAGCGGCGCGUCCCACGUCGCGGCGUCAGUGAGUCCGCAGACGCCCUUGGCCGCCAUCACGGACCACGCCCUCGAGGCACCCGCCAGUUUGGCUGAGCAAACCGUCGUGGACGGGGAAAGCGGGGAAAAGCAAUUCGUGAUGGACGGGCAUCUGGACGCGAGGCCUCCCGCGUUGGAUGCGUGCGGGAAGGCCCUUCGCGACGAACUGACACCCGAGGGACCCUUUUCUGCAAUCAUUACUCGCUGCAUCGAGUUUGCAUCAGUGUCGAACGGCUGGGUGGUGCGCGAGAGGCGGCGGAGCGGCGUGGUGGUGUUGGAAAAGCAGAGCCCUUACUCCAAAAAAUCGGCCGUGCUUUUUAUUGCCAACAUCCCCCACGCGAAUGUGGGAACGCUGCAACACGUGCUGCUCGACGAUCCUGAGUUUAAGGACGCCAAAAAUUCCUACGCAUACCAGUACGACAAGCUAUUGGCACAGAGGGCAAGCGUGGCGGCGUUAGGCAUAAACGAGAUAUUGGUUUUGACGCGCUACAAAUCGUCUCACUGGGGCGUUGCCUGCCGAGAGGUGCUGAACUGGGUCAGUUGCGCCAACCUUUUUACCCCGGCGCAGCAAGAGGCACUUGGGCUGCGGCGCGAUGAUGGCAACGGAUUGCUGGCUUUCGCCCAAUGCGGGGUGGCGUGUGCAGAUGACGCCGUUGCACUUCCACCCGCAAUGGCCUCGGAGUCUCAUGAGCGCGCGGCGGCGCACAUUUACCUCAUCAUGGGCCUUGAGGAGGCGGAUGGCUCGUUGACGCUUCACGUCUGCCACGACGUGGACCCCAAAGGCCGCCUUCCCGACCGAUUUCACUCCUUUGCAAACAAACAACACGUUGCAAAGUCCGAGGCAAUUAUGGCGCUGUUGGGCAGAAUUGGUCCCAAGCCAAACAUUGUGCGCCCGUACGUCAACGCGAGGGACUUUGAUCCUAUCAUCCGCCACGCGCCGUCGUGCGACAACGCAACGCCAAACGGGGACGCUGAAGCUUGUGAACACGCAAGGGAGCCGGCGCUCGAAAAAACUAUGCCCGACCCAGAGGUGGAAAGGAUUGCAAGGCGCUUUGUACAAGAGCUCCUCCUGCGUGAAUGGAAAUUGCAUUCCGAGAAAAAAGGCACCUCCCUCUGGACAACGACGACGCCGUGGUCUGACAGGAAGGCGAUGAGGACCAUCUCCUUCGUUCCUGGUGUGACGCUGGGUGAUGUGGAGGCCGUUGUGAAGGAUUUGAGCCUCGCAGCAAAGCUGGACAAGAGCAUUGAGAACAAGGUGAUAGUCGAGAAGGUUUCUGACGCCGUAACGUUGUACCGCACAACGUUUCACGCUCCGAUGUGGGGCGUGGCCGCACGCGACGUAGUAACGCGUGAGGCGGCCGCGUACUACCCUGACCUGGCCGAGUGCGAGGCACUGGGGCUUCCGCUUACCAGCGGGGUGUCGGAGGGUUCUGUGCUUCUCUGCGCUGGCGAGGACGCGACGGAGGAGUUGCCGACAACCCCCAACUAUUGCAGGGGGCGUGUGUUCCUCUUCGGUGUCUUAGCGGAGGAGGUGGAGGGCGAGCCGGGCGUCCGGGGCGUUCGUCUCGUGCGAUGUGCGGCGGCGGACCCAGGUGGAUCUAUUCCGAACAUUGUUGUGGAUGCCGCGCUAGUGAUGCAGUUGGAAAACGCAGCAAGGCUGUCGGCGUGCGUCAAGCAGCAUGCGUCUGCUAGGCGAAACGGUUCUUGA